Messenger RNA from Colletotrichum gloeosporioides, 1551 nucleotides. RefSeq names its product Xylan 1 3-beta-xylosidase. Gene Ontology annotation, molecular function: hydrolase activity, hydrolyzing O-glycosyl compounds. The record is from RefSeq and is a predicted model, not a curated record. The transcript has a single exon. Gene Ontology annotation, biological process: carbohydrate metabolic process. Lineage: Eukaryota; Fungi; Ascomycota; Sordariomycetes; Glomerellales; Glomerellaceae. The coding region runs from base 1 to 1551 and encodes 516 amino acids.
AUGUGGCUGCACUUGGUUCUCGGUCUCUUUUUCUCUUGGGUCUUUGCUGAGACAAAUUACACCAACCCCAUCAUUUGGCAGGAUCUCCCAGAUAUUGACCUCAUUCGGAUUGGCGAUGCUUAUUACUACUCGGCCUCGACCUUUCAGUACUCCCCCGGCGCCGUCAUCCUUCGGUCAUACGAUCUGGUGAAUUGGGAAUAUCUCUCUCACUCGGUUCCAAACCUCGACUUCCAAACUACUGAGGCCUUCAAUCUGGAAUCUGGCUCACGUUACAACCAAGGCAUCUUUGCAUCGUUCUUCAACUAUCGAAAUAGCACAGACACUUUCUACUGGGGUGGCUGUAUUGUGGGCGACGGCAACACCUAUGUCUACACAGCUCCGACAGUUGAAGGACCUUGGACCCAGAGUUCUACCAUCAACCAGUGUCUCUACGAUGCUGGUAUGCUGAUCGAUGAUGAUGACAAGAUGUAUGUGGCUCAUGGCCAUACGAAUAUUUCUGUGGCCCAACUGAGUGACGAUGGUCUCCAAGUCGUCCGGGAUGAAGUUGUCUUCGAAUCAACCGAGGAACUGGGAUACAUCGAAGGAGCUCGAUUCUACAAGCGGAACGGAGCUUGGUACCUAUGGAUCGUCAAGCCCGUCCCAAGCCAGAUCGUCCUCAAGUCAACAGUUGGACCAUUUGGGCCUUAUGAGUGGAGAUGGGUUCUCCAAAGCAACGGAAAUCCCGUUCCUGGCGCCGGCAACCCCCAUCAAGGCGCCAUUGUGAGCACGCCUGACGAUGCUUGGCACUACAUUGCCCAUCUCGAGGCAUAUCCCGGUGGGCGUAUUCCAGUUCUUGCUCCCAUCUACUGGGACGAGGAGGGCUGGCCCCAUGUCGAGUUCGUUGACAAUCAAUGGGCGACCACCUAUCCGCUUCCUCUGCCUGAGCGUCCAGUCAAGCCCAUCACUGGCACCGACAACUUUGAGACCUUUGGACCCCAGUACGAAUGGAACCACAACCCAGACAACACGGCAUGGGACCUCAACAACGGGCUCGAGCUUCGCACCGCUACCGUCACAGAUGACUUCUUCCGCGCUCGGAACACUCUUACACAUCGUAUUUUGGGACCCGUCUCGACAGCCACCAUUGAACUUGACUACUCCAAAAUGGCCGACGGCGAUAGGGCGGGCCUCGUCCUCUUCCGCUACGCAGCCGCGUGGAUUGGGGUUGUCAAAGAUGGUGACAAGACCAAGGUUGCGAUGGUCAACAAUAUCAUGAUGAUUCCAGAUGAUGGGUGGCAUACAAUCAACAAAGGGGAGGAGAUUGAGAGUGCUGAGAUCAGCGGCGGAUCGGUGUGGCUUCGACUCGAAGUUGGUGUCAACUCGCUCUACAACGAAGAAGGUCGGUUCUCGUACAGCACCGAUGGAGUCAACUUUCAGUCCUUGGGCGAACCUCAUAAGCAAGUGAACAAUGGUAUUCUUCACUUCCUGGGAUAUCGGUAUGGAGUUUUUAACUACGCCACACUCGCUCGGGGUGGAGCCGUUACGGUCAAGUCCUUCGGCAUUCAUGAGUAA